Molecule: messenger RNA, 582 nt
Organism: Hyaloperonospora brassicae
Lineage: Eukaryota; Oomycota; Peronosporomycetes; Peronosporales; Peronosporaceae
Source: the annotation of a GenBank genome assembly
AUGGCUACAACCCACUCGAGCGACGACGAAGAGCCGACGCCAGGCGCGUUCAUGUGGAUCGAAGGCGACUCGCUGGCCCCGCCGUGUCAGAGCGACCGCGACGUCGUGUCGAAGAUCGUUGAGCUCGCGCACUUGACCCCCGACGACGUGCUCUUCGACUUGGGCUGCGGGGACGGGCGGAUCUGCAUUGAAGCGGCCACGCGCUUCGGGGCGCGUGCACGGGGCGUCGAGAUUGAAGCGUUCCUCGUCGAGCGGUUCCAGCGCCACAUUGCCGCCCACAACGUGCAGCAGCUCGUGAGCGUCGCGCACGGCGACCUGCUGGUCGAAGACCUGUCCGACGCCACUGUUGUUGUCACGUACCUCUUGCCAGAGGCACUGGAGCAGCUCUCGGCCAAGUUGAUCGCGCUCUUGCACUCGUCGGACAAGGACGUGCGGGUCAUCUGCAACACGUGGGGCAUCCGGGGCCUCGUGCCGGACGAGCGCUACGACGCGGGACCGUACAGGAACGUGCCGCUGUUCGUGUACCGCAGCCGUAGAGCUCGUGGACCCGACGAGAGCGCGAUCGACGAGCACGAGAGCUAA